This is a messenger RNA of Vicia villosa (hairy vetch), 1634 nucleotides long. RefSeq lists its product as uncharacterized. The transcript has 8 exons. The record is from RefSeq and is a predicted model, not a curated record. The coding region runs from base 189 to 1472 and encodes 427 amino acids. Lineage: Eukaryota; Viridiplantae; Streptophyta; Magnoliopsida; Fabales; Fabaceae.
GUAAACAAAAGAACCGCGUUUAAUUUCAUGUGAUUGGAUGAGAUGAAAUAAAAUGUUAUGAUUAAAUCAUUAUUCACAUCAUCGUCUUGCAAUUGUGUGCUGAAUCGCUACAAUUCAAAACGAUCGGUGAUGAAAUCGAUGGCAUAACAAACUUGAAGAACAACAUCACGUACCACUGCGAAUCAACCAUGAAAGGCGUCUUUUCGGCGCCCGGUGAUUACGUUCAUUUCAAAUCCCAAGUUCCUCUUCACAAAAUCCCUAUUGGAACAAAGCAGUGGCGUUAUUAUGAUUUUGGUCCAAAAGCUGUACCUCCACUUAUAUGUCUUCCUGGAACUGCUGGAACUGCUGAUGUAUACUAUAAACAGAUUAUGUCAUUAUCCAUGAAGGUAUACAUCGCACUGCGCGGCAAAAUAUUGUUGUCGGAUACGCGGGGCUACCGUGUCAUAUCUGUAGAUAUACCUCGUGUAUGGCAUCACGCCGAGUGGAUUCAAGCGUUUGAAAAGUUUUUGGAUGCUAUUGAUGUACACCAUAUACAUCUUUAUGGAACAUCACUGGGUGGUUUCUUGGCACAACUCUUUGCUCAGCAUCGUCCAAGACGAGUUCGGUCAUUGGUUUUAUCAAAUUCAUUUUUGGAGACACAAAGUUUCUCUGCUGCAAUGCCAUGGGCACCAAUUGUUGGUUGGACUCCUUCAUUUUUGUUGAAGCGGUAUGUCUUAACAGGAAUUCGUGAUGGUCCCCAUGAACCAUUUAUUGCGGAUUCAGUUGACUUUGUUGUUUCUCAGGUAGAAACCCUCUCUAGAGAAGACUUGGCUUCCAGAAUGUCGCUGACAACAGAUGAUGCUUCAGUGGGACCCCUUCUUCUUUCAGAUUCAUUUAUCACUAUAAUGGAUACUAAUGACUACUGCGCAAUUCCUCUACAACUUAGAGAACAAUUGAGCGAAAGAUAUCCUGAGGCAAGGCUCGCGUCUUUGAAAACAGGUGGAGAUUUUCCUUUCCUUUCACGACCAGAUGAAGUCAACUUACAUCUUCAGCUGCACCUUAGACGAGUUGGGGUGGAGGCUCGGCCAGAUUUGGUUCACAGUAUUCCUAAAGGUGAUAUUGGAGGAAGUCCUAGCAAAGAGAAUGAUGGUGAUGACUCUGACAAGUCACCUAAGGAUGAUAGGGAUAAGGAUGAUAGGGGAGGAUCGGAAAAUCCAUCUUCCGAAAGUGAGAUCAGUCCUGUCCCAGAAAGCUCAGAAUCCCAUAAUUUAGACAGCCAGCAAGUUGAAAGUUCAGAAAGUUGGGACUUGGGUAAUGAAAUCACCGUGUAUGUCUUUCCUGGUGGAUUCAUGAAAGAAAAGCAUGUUAUGCCUCGAGAAAUUCCUGUACAUUUUGCGUGGGAAUACGUAGUACUAUUUCAUGUUCUUCACUACAUCAGUUCAAUGUACAUUAUUAUCUUAAACUAUUCUUUUGAAUUUAGGCAAGUUGUCUAAGUUGGAAGUCUUUUGGAUAUAUUGUAUUGUGCAUCAUGGAAACCUAGUGUGUGAAAGAAGUUGCUAAGGUCGACCUUAUAGUUGACAGGAUUUCAGAAUUCUUCGGUGAAGUUAAUUUCUUUGAGAUUUGAAAGGAUGGAUGUGAAUGGUUAAAUCAUCAAA